Clonostachys rhizophaga is the source of this 1704-nucleotide messenger RNA. The record is from the annotation of a GenBank genome assembly. NCBI's taxonomy places the organism in Eukaryota, Fungi, Ascomycota, Sordariomycetes, Hypocreales, Bionectriaceae.
AUGUCUAUCGUUGCAAUCACUGAGGCCUCGUCCUCAAGUUUAAGUUCAGCCGACCUACAUGAACUUGCAGUUCAAUUGGGCAUUGAGAUCUCCAACAGUAAAGAUUUGGAUGAUUAUCUCUUGUUAUUGAAGUCCUUUGAGGUAGUUUUGAAGAAAAUCGAAGAUGGGCAGGACUACGUCCAUCCAUCAUUGAAGCCUCAAGCCGUAUGUACUAGUCGGCAAUUUUGGAGACCUGGUGCCCAUGAGAACCCGUUCAAUGCCUGGAGCCAUCGGUGCGAACUUGUUUCCACCAACCCAAGCAGUGACGUCCUGAAAAAUCGCACCAUAGCCAUCAAGGACAACAUAUCGGUUGGCGGGCUACCUACGACACUCGGGGCGCCUUCGACAGCACAAUCGGCGAAUCAGAAGCGUGAGCUGUCUGGCAUUGAUGCUACAGUGGUAUCUCGAAUUCUUGAAGCUGGUGCAGUAAUCAAAGGCACGUCUACUUGCGAGUGUUUCUGCGCCUCUCCUUUGUCAUUCACGUCAAAUACGGGGCCGGUGCACAAUCCACGGCUUCACGGGUUCACCGCUGGGGGGAGUAGUAGUGGUUCUUGUGUCCUUGUUGCUGCUCAUCUUCUCGCUUCCGAAUCUAAUGAACACUGUGGUGAGACGGUGGAGCUAGCUAUUGGCAGUGACCAAGCAGGCUCUGUCCGCAUACCAGCUUCUUUCAAUGGGAUCUACGGACUCAAGCCCACUUUUGGCCUGAUACCGUACACCGGGGCGGCUUCCAUGUCUCCGAUGAUAGAUCAUAUAGGUCCCUUGGCCUCUCGACUCGAAGACAUUGCGAUCUUGCUCGAAGUAAUGGCGGGCUACGAUGGGCUUGACUCCCGGAUGAGCCCUGAGGCCCCUCUCCGAAACGGAGUGAAGCCGUAUUCGAGGAUCCUAGCAAACUUCCGGGGGCAAUGCCAGUUGGAACCUAAAACGAAGCUAAAAUGGAGCGUCGGCCUACUGAAAGAAUCCUUUGAGAUGGACGGGGUUACUCCCGAGGUUCGCAGAAUAGUCCACGAAGCUGCAACACGAUGCUUUACGGCCGCCGGCGUAACUGUUAAAGACAUAUCAGUUCCAAUGCAUCGAGACGGGCCAAUUAUUUGGACUGCAUCAACGCGGCCAUCCAUGUCUGGUCCGCUCUGCCAGGGGAAGACACCUGGAUAUCUCUCAUUUAUACCUACGCAUCUCAAACCUCAAUGGCCGCCCUCCCAAGGCUUGUAUGAGGCAAUGACCAAACUGAACCCGGCUUUGGUUAACAUUUGGUUCAGCGAGAAGUAUACGGAGAAGUUCUCGACUCCGGCGGUACAGGUUAAAGCCCAUCGAAAAGUUUUCGAGCUGCGGGACGCAUAUGACCGAGCACUCAACGAAGUUGACGUUCUCAUCACCCCUUGCGCCCCGACAGUAGCCAUGCCGCAUCCCAAAGCAGCGGAGAGUGAGGACCAGUCAGCUUCUAUCUUGGAUCGACUCGCUACUGCGGUUGGAAUUACGAGCAAUACUUGUCCGUUCAACGUGACAGGCCAUCCUGGGCUAAAUGUCCCUUGUGGGUUCGCAAGUGUGCCGAAUCAUCCAGAUAUUCAACUUCCAGUCGGCAUGCAAUUAGUUGGGAGGAGAUGGAUGGAUGAGCAACUGUUGCAGGUAGCGGCACUAUUUGAAAAAGGAAAGGAACUUUGUUCAUAG